CCGCGCAUGCGCAGUUCACACGUCUAGCUCAAUGUUGUUGUUGUAGCUUUAGUUAGUUACCUGUUAGCUGUUCACUCACCAUGGAAACGACAGGUCUAACUGUAGCGGUCGGUGUCGUAUGUCUUCUGUUUGCCUCAGUAACGUGCGCAGAAUCGUCGCCGAGGCAAAUGAACACGGAGAACAUCCUGAUUAACGUGACAGCGGGGUCCUUAGAGGAUACGCAGCUCCAGGAGUCCAACAACCUGCAGAUCAAUCUAAACAUCUCGGUGGGCGAGGAGCAGGUGCUGGUCAAUGACAUCCCGGUAGAGCUGUCAGGGGUCACCAGGUUCAACUGUCAAGCUCUUCUCUUAGACAGCAUCAAUGGAAGCAGUGCGUUUGAGUCUGGGGACUUGGUGUCCACUGUCACCCGGGUGAUGGUGAGUCAGAACCGGCUGUACAGCGACUCGGAGGAGGUGGUGGCUCUGCAGGUGUUCAGUGAAGUGAUAGAGAUGGAGGGCAAAGAGGUUCAGCAGCCUGACAUGUGUGAGGUGAAAAUACUGAUGAGCCCAGAUUUCCAGAAGCUGGCUCAGUUUACCAACAUCUACCCCAUCGGACACAGCGAGAUCUUCAGGGUUCCCAGAGAGAACGACGUGGUCGUCACAGAUCCACCGAAUCCUAGAAAAGAUGAAGAACAGCUGAUGUCCCAGACCACCAGCCAGUACCCCCUGAAGCACACAGAGACCACCCAGGAGGAGAUCGCAGCCCCAGGAAAGCUCCCCGAGACUCCGCUUCGCAUGGAUCCCGACCUGCUGUACGAAGACAGAUACGAUAAUGACAUUGAUCUCAGAGAGCUGAGCCAGCCGGAUCAGAUUCAGAUGGAAACUCCGCCCAAAGAAGUCAUAUCAUCCUACUCUGCCAUGUGUCAGUGGGUGGAGGAAGUGAGGGAGCGUCUGAGGCGCUUCAGCUCCGAGUCGCUGCCUCUGUUCUUCCUGGUCAUGUGGGUGGUGGUGAUCGGCGUUGUCGGAUCGGCGGUCAUCGUCAAGAUCUUGGACAUGUUCUUCCCAACCUGCGAACACAAGCACAUUUUCCACCUAAACCCCGUCACUCUGAUGCCGGAGGAUGAGAAGCACACUCUGCUUGAGAGCAUAGAAUUAGAGGCAGAAGAAGAAGAAGAAGAAGAAGAAGAGAAGAAGCCUUGAAUGAGGACUGACUUGGCCCGCUUCUUUUAUUUUUCAGUUUGUUCCUGUUUGUUCUUGAACCUUGGUUACUGUGUUGCUUUUUUCAGCAUGGCCUAGUUUCUAUUCAGAUUUGUGAACCAGCUGGUUUUGUUUUUCACCUCAGCGAACCCUCUAAGCACAUUCACCCUGGAGCAGGAGAUGCUUUAAAGCCAUCAAACUGACUCAACUCAAUUAGUUGGUUUCACUCUAGUCCACCUCAAAUUUAGUCACGUGAUCAAAGUGGAAACGAGAGAAUGAUUGAUGUCAGCUGUGAAGGCACUGAGAGGUGCCAGAUCAGAUUUCACUCUCUCAGGUUGGACUGUUUGUAAGCCAGCAGUGUGCUAACCUGUAAGCUAGCAGUGUGCUAACCUGUAAGCUAGCAGUGUGCUAACCUGUAAGCUAGCAUUGUGCUAACCUGUAAGCUGGCAGUGUGCUAACCUGUAAGCUAACAGUGUGCUAACCUGUAAGCUAACAGUGUUAACCUGUAAGCUAACAGUGUGCUAACCUGUAAGCUAGCAGUGUGCUAACCUGUAAGCUAACAGUGUGCUAACCUGUAAGCUAGCAGUGUGCUAACCUGUAAGCUAACAGUGUGCUAACCUGUAAGCUAGCAGUGUGCUAACCUGUAAGCUAACAGUGUGCUAACCUGUAAGCUAGCAGUGUGCUAACCUGUAAGCUAACAGUGUGCUAACCUGUAAGCUAGCAGUGUGCUAACCUGUAAGCUAACAGUGUGCUAACCUGUAAGCUAGCAGUGUGCUAACCUGUAAGCUAGCAGUGUGCUAACCUGUAAGCUAACAGUGUGCUAACCUGUAAGCUAGCAGUGUGCUAACCUGUAAGCUAGCAGUGUGCUAACCUGUAAGCUAGCAGUGUGCUAACCUGUAAGCUAACAGUGUGCUAACCUGUAAGCUAGCAGUGUGCUAACCUGUAAGCUAGCAGUGUGCUAACCUGUAAGCUAGCAGUGUGCUAACCUGUAAGCUAGCAGUGUGCUAACCUGUAAGCUAGCAGCGUGCUAACCUGUAAGCUAGCAGCGUGUUAACCUGUAAGCUAACAGUGUGCUAAACUGUAAGCUAGCAGUGUGCUAACCUGUAAGCUAGCAGUGUGCUAACCUGUAAGCUAGCAGUGUGCUAACCUGUAAGCUAGCAGCGUGUUAACCUGUGUUUGUGCAGUCAGCUCAAACUCGUUGCUCCUGUGAUUGGCCAGACAGAGUUUAUAGAAAGCCACUUUUAGCAAGUCACUAAUGACUGUAGUUUGUUACUUGCUUUUUAAAGUAACAAGUUACUUUUUCACUAGAAAUUAUCCAAUUGAGUACUUUUGUUUCACCCACUUCCAAAACACACCAUAGCAACGCGGUGUAACCCUCCAAAUUGUAUAUAUAUCGUUGAAGGCUUUGAACUUAAAGGAAUAGUUCUAUAGCAACCAGCAGAGACUCCUGGAAGCCAGUGCUUUCGAUCCUUGCAUCCAACCCUAGGCAAGAAAAGGAAAUGAGCACAUUUCCUAAAAUGUGGAACUAUUCCUUUAAGCCAACAUAGACGAGAGAUCCUCAGAGUGCUUCGAGGACACCGAAGACGAACAGAUAUACCUACUGUAGGUUUAACAAAUGAAUAUGAACAAACUGAACACGUUAGGGGCUGCAUCCAAUGACUUUAUGUUCACUAAAGAGACUUUCUAUAUGUAGCACUUCUGUACAGGUCACACUUUGUUGUCACGCUAUGCGUUCUCUCCAACGUUACACCCCACUGCUGAAUGUGAAGAAAACUAAGGCCGCAAAUAAUGAGUUAAUUCCAUAUAUGAUGUAAAAUGAGGCAGGCAAUGUCUCCUGUCUGUCAUCCUUUAAGGGAAGAUAAAGAAUAAUAAUAACUAAAGCCACUAUAAUUGAAUCUGUUGUUACAGAUAUAGCUCAGACGGAGUAAGGUAAUACUAAAUCUAAAAGAUGCAGAUCACUGUCUGGAAAUUACAAAUCUUGUCUGCACAUUGACUCCCACACUUCUUUAAACUCUGAAUGUCACUACUGAAAGAAACACCUCCCUUUAAGGCCUGCUUUCCACUGUUGAGGCUCAUAUAGUGAUUGUCUUUCUUCACAGUGCCUCGGUGACUAUCUCUAUCGGUGAAGGGGGGGGUUAUAAUAGAUUUUCUUUGAUUGAUUUUGUGUGGUUUCCUGUUACUAAAAAUGGAGAAUGUAAGUGAGCUUGUUCAGAUCGUCUGUGCUGAGCCUGGACUGAUGUCACAUACAGUGUGUGCAUAAGACAUGACCACAAAUUCAAUGUGUAAAUUAUUGUUAAAGGAAAGAAUCUGCACUUAAGUUUUGACUUUUUGAGUGAAAACUGGACUUGACCCUGCAUGGAUGUUUUUUCUUUUUUUUGUGUGGUAAAUCUCAUCAUGAUUUAUGGGCAAGAAUGACUUAAUGAUAAACCAUCCGGGUAUCACUCCCAAUGUUUCACUAGGCUGUGUGUGUGUGUGAGGGGACCAGGCAGGUGUGCACGAGGCCGCUUAUCGGCCCAAAAUGUGGGUUUGAUUAAUCCAAAACUCAGCAAGUGUUUCAACAUGGUUUUUGUGUUCUGUGAUGUUAUGUGAGUAUUAGGGCCAGGAAUAAGGGGAACAAAUGAGAAGGAAGAGUUUUUUUAUUAUUAUUUUGCAUUUCAAGAAUAAAGUCAAAAUGUCAGUAUAUGCGCUAACACUAGUAGUUUGAUUAAUUCUAAAAAAUUUGAUGUUUAUUCUCGACACUCCGUGUUUAGUCAACAUUUCGAUUUUAUUCUCAACAUAUCGCCUUUAUUCUCGAAUGUUAUUUCGAAAUGUAAGUAAGUCAAAAUGUUUUUUCUUAACAUUUCAACUUUAGUUUUGAAAUGGUAUUACAACUUUAUUCUCAACAUUUCGACUAAUCUCAAAAUGGAAAAAACAGGUUCAUAUUUUCUUAUGCUUGGCACUACUUGACAUUUCGACUUUAUUCUCAAAAUGCAAAUUUAAAAAAAAAAAAAUGUUCCCCCUUUUUCUUGGCCCUAAUAGUCUUCCGUAGCUGGUGUACCUCAGAAUACAUGAGGUGAUUUUGUCUCCCCGGGGUUCAGUUAAUCUGCAGAGUGCAUGAUGUACUGCGUUAGCAAAAGGUGCAUGUGUAGUCUAGCUAGUGAAUGCAGUCUGCUGUUCUAUCAGCAAGUUAUACAUUAAAACUAAGAAGCUGCAUGACGACUCAAACCUGUAUCGGGUUCAGCCUCAAAUUCCAAAUUAAGUCGUUACGACAACGUGCUGUAGAGGUCACUUUAUUAGCCUGUAAGGCGAACGAUACGUCGGGCAUGAAUUCAGAUGUGCUGCUGAAGAAUAAAACAACAAAACUAUAUUUUGAUUUGCUCUUUGAUUAAAUGGUGGUAGACCCAUGUGUUACCAUUUUGAGACAUUUGUGUGCAUACAUUGUAUGAAUUACAGCUGGACUGUGUGUUUGGGUCUAAAAUCCUGCUGAUUAAACGCUUUCCUUAUGACCAUCAA
This is a messenger RNA of Sebastes umbrosus (honeycomb rockfish), 4667 nucleotides long. RefSeq names its product glycoprotein integral membrane 1 (gene ginm1). The record is from RefSeq and is a predicted model, not a curated record. Bases 81 to 1178 code for a protein of 365 amino acids. The transcript has 8 exons. NCBI's taxonomy places the organism in Eukaryota, Metazoa, Chordata, Actinopteri, Perciformes, Sebastidae.